Molecule: messenger RNA, 2256 nt
Organism: Patiria miniata (bat star)
Lineage: Eukaryota; Metazoa; Echinodermata; Asteroidea; Valvatida; Asterinidae
Product: protein N-lysine methyltransferase METTL21A-like
Exons: 2
Coding region: 23-817 (264 amino acids)
Biological process (GO): peptidyl-lysine methylation
Cellular component (GO): cytoplasm; cytosol
Molecular function (GO): protein-lysine N-methyltransferase activity
Source: RefSeq, a predicted model, not a curated record
UUUCGUCUACAAGCGUUUUGACAUGACAAGCUUUCACUUUUUCAACCGUGUGCUUCAGAGCUUUGUGAUUACAAACCUUCUUUGCACCAAUGCACACGGGGAAAAUGAACCUUGUGAACCCCACAUCCGAGAUGAUUUAAACAAAAACACUUGCAGUGACAAUUCAAAACCAAAUUCAAUGGCCCUGGUUGUCUACACCCCAACACACCUGAGCGCUUUCCGAGAAGAAACAAAGACGUUUACUUUUGCUGGGCAAACUGUCACCAUUCGACAAAGAUGGGAGGAGCUAGGGGUUGCUGCAGUUGUGUGGGAUGCUGCAGUGGUUCUGGCAGAAUAUCUGGAGUCGAAUGCACAGCAGCUCAAUUUAAGUGGAAAAUCUGUCAUUGAGCUUGGAGCUGGAACAGGACUUGUAGGGACCGUAGCUGCUGUUCUUGGCAGUAAGGUGGUAUUGACAGAUAGACAAUUGGCCCUGGAUCAGCUCCAGGCAAAUGUGGAGGAGAACGGCCAAGAAUCUGGUGUCAGAAGCGGGAUGAUUUCCGUCCAGGAGUUGAGCUGGGGCGAGAACCUACAAGAGUUUGAGACACCAUUUGAGAUCAUCCUGGGAGCGGACAUUGUGUACGUGGAAGACACCUUCCCUAAACUCUUACAGACUAUGGUUCAUUUAAGCAACAGGGAUACGUUAGUGCUCCUGUCCUGCAGAAUUAGAUACGCGAGGGACGAGAGAUUUCUAGAUAUGAUGAGGGAACGAUUUUCGGUGGUUGAAGUUCUUCACGACAGAAGCAGGGACAUCCAUGUGUAUCAAGCCAGACUACUUUGAAUUCAGGAUGUACAAUGUACCAAAAAUCUGAGAAAAAUAACUUAAUAUUAAAGCAUUCAAAUUCUGUACACAGUCUAUGAACACAAGAGCGUCAUUCCAGUGGCACUUCAAUUGUGUCUUAUUAAGGGUUAUCUGUUUAAUUAAAGUGCUAAAAAAACUUCUGGUAGAUGUGCCUUUUUAUUUUUAAUAUACAAAACAUUUCGGGGCAGGCUUCAGAUAGACUUCAACACCCCCCCAAAAAAAAUUAUUCGCAGGCUAAAUACAAUGUUCCAUCUUUCAAAAGAAACAAAAACUUGAAAACAUAUGUAUACAUUUCAAUAAAAUAGUACUAACAAAACUGGCAACUUGGGUUACCAUGAGUUCUUAUGAUUUGUCUUAUCUUGUGAAUGUGUGCAGAUCUAGGCUGAACUGCAUGGAGGAACUAUUACUUGGACAAUCGUAAGGCGCUCUGGCAAAGUUGAGACAGAACUGGGCAGAGGUUGAAAUAAGGGUUUGCGGGUAUUGGGAAUGAGAAUAAAUGCUCCUUCCAAAACUGUUCGUUGUAAUUUAAUUGGACAUUCCAUUGGCAAGUUAUGAUUGUUUAAAGUUUGUAUUAAUCAACAUGUCAAAAAAAUAAAAUACUGAGAAAAAAGGUAUUGAAAGCUUAGAGUUUUGCGGUCUUAUGAAAAAUGACAAUUGUUUUCCUUAAAAAAAAGUUUUAUUCAAUGAUUUUUUUACUUUUUCUUUAAAAUACGUGUAGUAGACCUACCAAUAUCAAUAAAUCUGGGGAAAAAAAUCCACCUCCGUUUUUUUUUUUACAUUUUCUCCACUUCCGCAAAACGCCUCGCAUAAGGAACUACAUGUAUAAGAAAUUGGCUUGUGGCCCUGCCCAAGAAUUUGAACCAAAAAGUCUAAAGCAUUGACAACGGUUACUUCAAUAGAGAAAUACAAACUUACAUUGAAAUACUUUAUUAUAUUUGUAAAUAAACUGCCAACAUAGGGCUAGAUAGCUCAGUUGUUCGGAAGUAGCAAAUUGAUAGUCCACUGCAAUCAAUUUCUAUGUUCACAUUAUGUUGAGCUUUAAAAUUACAAACAUGAAUUCAGUAUUAAAUACAUGUACAAAAUUUGACCUUUCCAGUAUGUCAAACCAAUGAUUGUGUUGAAUUCAUUUCAAAAUGUACCCCUGCACUGUGACUUUAAGUGAACUAUGUCUUUGAUAUUAACAAACUUAUUGUCCAACUACAUAAUCAAUACGCCAUUUGUUCCUUAAAGGAACAACCUGUUCUCACAACUAGCAAUUUAUUACAGAAUGGUUUGAUGUAUCUUUUGGCCUUAGUGUACAAGUGCCUGCUACAUGUAUUAAUAGAUACAAAGUGGUGAAAAUGACGAAGAGUAAAAUAUCGGAAGACAUUUGAGCAACAUUGCUGCUAUACGCUUACACUCGAGUGCAUUAAACUCAU